AUCAAAUCUUUCUCUCUCUCCUUUGGUUCUUCAUCUUUAACAUAAUGGAUGUUUACGAGAGUUGUUUCGUUAUUUCUGAAACUCCACCAAGUGAAGAAGAGAUGGACGUAAGGAAAGGACCGUGGACAGAAGAAGAGGACUUCACGCUCAAGGCGUUUGUCAAUAUUCAUGGUGAAGGGCGAUGGAGUUCAGUUGCUCGGUUAUCAGGUUUGAAAAGAACCGGCAAAAGCUGCAGAUUAAGGUGGCUGAACUAUUUGAGACCCCAAGUGAGACGUGGGAACAUCAGUCUCCAAGAGCAGCUACUCAUCCUUCAACUCCAUUCUCGAUGGGGCAACAGAUGGUCGAAAAUCGCACAACUUUUGCCUGGAAGGACAGACAACGAGAUAAAGAAUUAUUGGAGAACAAGAGUCCAGAAACAGGCAAAGCAGCUUAAAUGUGACGUUAACAGCAAACAAUUUAGGGACGCCAUGCGUUACGUUUGGAUUCCUCGUCUAAUCGAACGAAUCUGUGCAUCAUCUGAAUCCCACCCGGGUCAACCCUCCACCACCACCGCCUACAUGGAUCGUAUCAGCAACAUGAACUCCGAUCAAAUCACCUACGGAAAUACAAGUGGAUCGGUCCAAGUCGGCCCGAGUGUCGUGCCGGAAUUAUCAGGCACUUCAUCGGACUCCCAGGACGCUCAAGUCGCUUCUGUUUCAGACUUGACAGAAUGUUACAACCCGCGGCACGUUUCGAGCAACCUGAUUAGCUUUCAAAUCGGGUCGGGUUUAAGCUCGGAAAAUUUAGGGGACACAUGGAAUAUAGAUGGUGGAGACUCGAUGGAGAGUGUGUGGACUGAAGAGAACAUUUGGUUCCUAAGACAGCAGCUUUAUGAGGAUGACUUGAAUUAG
This is a messenger RNA of Hibiscus syriacus, 890 nucleotides long. RefSeq names its product transcription factor MYB108-like. Bases 45 to 890 code for a protein of 281 amino acids. Lineage: Eukaryota; Viridiplantae; Streptophyta; Magnoliopsida; Malvales; Malvaceae. Gene Ontology annotation, molecular function: sequence-specific DNA binding; DNA-binding transcription factor activity. The transcript is spliced from 2 exons. Gene Ontology annotation, cellular component: nucleus. The record is from RefSeq and is a predicted model, not a curated record. Gene Ontology annotation, biological process: regulation of DNA-templated transcription.